UCCUAGUCAGCGUGGACCUUUGUGUUUUAACUGCCAACAAAGCACCAACCCAGAACUUUGUCGCUAUGUCAAAGUUUGCGAGUCUGACCAGGUUUGUCAUCUGCACGAAGAAGAGGAGUUUGGAGACAAGUUCUAUGUGUCGUCAUGUUUACUCCAGAAUGAAUGUGAAGUAGGCGUGACAGUAACUGAUGCUUUUGGAAAAAGGACAAUUAAUCAGAAAUCUUCCAUGUGUUGUAAUUCUGAUUUAUGUAAUAUAGGGCUUGCUUGUCCUGCAGGCAAAUAUGGUAGGACCUGUAUGUCCAGCUGUAGGCAUUGUAUAAAUAGAACUUGUGAUAGUGUAAGUGGCGCAUGUGUAAACGGGUGCACAGCAGGAUGGACAGGAAGCAACUGUGCUCAACCGUGUGCAGCAGGAAUGUUUGGAAGCAAAUGUAGCUUUAAUUGCGGUCAUUGUAAUAACGGGGAAACCUGUAAUUCUACUGACGGCACUUGUACCCAUGGUUGCUCUGCAGGAUGGACCGGAAGUUUCUGCAAACAAAAUUGCACAUCGGGUAAAUUUGGAAUGAGAUGUGGCAGCGACUGUGGACAUUGUAGAGACGGGAUGACAUGUGAGUUUAUAAACGGAACCUGUCCCAAUGGAUGUUCGCCUGGUUGGAUUGGGCAUGUCCGCGUGGAUAUUUUGGAGAAUCCUGUGCUAGAAACUGUGGAUAUUGUAAAAAUGGGACCACUUGUGAUUCUGUCAAUGGCAGAUGCCAAAGUGGAUGUUCUGAGAAGUGGAUAG
Molecule: messenger RNA, 778 nt
Organism: Saccostrea cuccullata (small rock oyster)
Lineage: Eukaryota; Metazoa; Mollusca; Bivalvia; Ostreida; Ostreidae
Product: scavenger receptor class F member 1-like
Exons: 7
Coding region: 227-778 (183 amino acids)
Molecular function (GO): scavenger receptor activity
Source: RefSeq, a predicted model, not a curated record